AUGCGCGUGGACUUCAACGUGCCGCUGAAAGACGGCAAAGUCGCGGACUCGACGCGAAUUGCUGCAACAAUUCCGACAAUAAAGUUCGCGCUGCAGCACGGGGCGCGGGCGGUGCUGCUGCUGUCGCACUGCGGGCGGCCGGACGGCCGCGUGCAGCAGCAGUUCAGCCUGCGGCCGGUGCUGCCGGUGCUGCAGCAGCUGCUGCAGCAGCAGCAGCUCAGCAGCAAAGUCUCCUUCGUCGAGGACUGCGUGGGGCCCCAGGCCGAAGCAGCAGCAGCAAAUGCGCAAAACGGAGAAGUGCUGCUGCUCGAAAACCUCCGCUUUCACCUCGAAGAAGAAGGAAAGGGCGAAGACGCAAACGGCAAUAAAGUCAAAGCCGACAGCAAACAAGUCGAGGCCUUCCGCAACAGCCUCACCAAGUCUGCUGCUGCUGCUGCUGCUGCUGCUGCUGCUGCUGCUGCUGCUGCUGCUGCUGCUGCUGCUGCUGCUGCUGACUUCUGCUUUGCUGCUGCUGCUGCUGCUGCUGCUGCUGCUGCUGCUGGUAGGGUGGACUUGAUGAUAAUAGGGGGCGGAAUGGCCUUCACUUUCAAGAAAGUGCUGGAGAACAUGCAGAUCGGAAACUCCCUUUUCGACGAAGACGGAGCCAAAAUAGUCCCUGAAAUCAUGCAGGAGGCGAAGGCCAAAAACGUCGAAGUCCUUUUGCCCGUCGACUUCGUCUGCGGCGACAAAUUCGCCCCCGACGCCAACACCCAACUCUGCGAAGACAAGGCCGGAGUGCCUGCGGGCUGGAUGGGGCUCGACGUGGGGCCCAAGACCAUCGAACUCGCCAAGGCUAUGAUCGGCCGCGCGAAGACGAUCGUGUGGAACGGCCCGCCGGGAGUCUUCGAAAUGCCCGCGUUUGCCAAAGGCUCCACCGCCUUCGCAGAGGCCGUUGCUGCAGCAACAGCAGCAGGAGCGACUUCAAUAGUGGGGGGCGGCGACACGGCCUCUUUGGUGGAGAAGUGCGGCAUGGCUGCCAAGAUGAGCCACGUUUCCACGGGCGGGGGGGCCUCUCUGGAGCUCCUGGAGGGCAAGGAGCUCCCCGGAGUGGCAGCUUUGUCUUCAAAGUGA
Eimeria necatrix is the source of this 1110-nucleotide messenger RNA. RefSeq names its product phosphoglycerate kinase, putative. The coding region runs from base 1 to 1110 and encodes 369 amino acids. Gene Ontology annotation, cellular component: cytosol. The record is from RefSeq and is a predicted model, not a curated record. The transcript has 2 exons. Gene Ontology annotation, molecular function: phosphoglycerate kinase activity; ADP binding; ATP binding. Gene Ontology annotation, biological process: glycolytic process; gluconeogenesis. NCBI's taxonomy places the organism in Eukaryota, Apicomplexa, Conoidasida, Eucoccidiorida, Eimeriidae.